UCCGAGGUCAGUGUGGUGCGGACUCGGCAGGCGCCUGCAGGAGCGUAAAAGCCAACCAGCGCCCGAAGCUCAGGGCAAAUGACUCCCCUCCGCCCUCGCCACGUGUUCGGCCACCAUUUCCUAUCGUCUUUGCUCCGCUCAGAGUGUAAAGACGCGCGCAGCGCACGGCCAAUAGCCGAGACGGCGGGACUCCGCGGAUCAGGCCGGUCCCCUGGCCCCGGCCCACCUGGGGCCGUGCAACCGCGGGUGUUCCCGCAACUGGCCAGACGAGGAGGUCGCAGCCCUAAGAUUAGCACCAUCUCCCCCAGCAAGCGGCCCCGGCCUGCGGAGGAGGGCGGCGCGCGGCUCCGCUUCGUGAGGCUCUCGGAGCAUGCCACCGCCCCGACCAAGGGGUCUUCGCGGGCCGCCGGCUAUGAUCUGUACAGUGCCUAUGAUUACACGGUGCCACCUAUGGAGAAAGCCCUUGUGAAAACUGACAUUCAGAUUGCUCUGCCUGCUGGCUGCUAUGGAAGAGUAGCUCCACGUUCUGGCUUGGCUGCAAAAUACUUCAUAGACGUAGGAGCUGGUGUCAUAGAUGAAGAUUAUAGAGGAAAUAUUGGUGUUGUACUGUUUAAUUUUGGCAAAGAAAAGUUUGAAGUCAAAAAAGGUGACCGAAUUGCACAGCUCAUCUGUGAACGGAUUUUUUAUCCAGAAAUAGAGGAAGUUCAAGGUUUGGAUGACACCGAAAGGGGUUCAGGAGGUUUUGGUUCCACUGGAAAGAAUUAAAAUUGCUGCCAAGAACAGAAAAUGAGAAAAUGUACUUUUUUUCUUAAAAAUGAGAAGUUUUUGUUUAGUGUUUUGGUGCUGUAAACUUAAUAGCUUUAGCUUCUAAAAAUACUUGGUUCAUUUCUGAUCAAGGAAAGUUCAUUUCUGAUCUAGGAAAGGGUACUUCUUGUAUGUUUUUCUGUUUUUCAUGUAUAAAGCUGCAUGGUAACCUAACACAGUUUAUUUUUUCAGUCAAACGUGAAUCAGUUACAGAUUCCUGCCUGGGACUAUAUUACUUAAUUUACUAAAUGUUACCUCUUCAACUUAUUUUUCAGUUUGCUUUAAAAAUGAUAUAGUUUAUUACAUAAACUGAACUAAAAAAUAAUAA
This is a messenger RNA of Pteronotus mesoamericanus, 1132 nucleotides long. RefSeq names its product deoxyuridine triphosphatase (gene DUT). The transcript is spliced from 7 exons. Gene Ontology annotation, biological process: dUTP catabolic process; dUMP biosynthetic process. NCBI's taxonomy places the organism in Eukaryota, Metazoa, Chordata, Mammalia, Chiroptera, Mormoopidae. The coding region runs from base 79 to 765 and encodes 228 amino acids. Gene Ontology annotation, molecular function: dUTP diphosphatase activity; magnesium ion binding. The record is from RefSeq and is a predicted model, not a curated record.